Molecule: messenger RNA, 2310 nt
Organism: Miscanthus lutarioriparius
Lineage: Eukaryota; Viridiplantae; Streptophyta; Magnoliopsida; Poales; Poaceae
Source: the annotation of a GenBank genome assembly
AUGGCAACCACUCUACGCAGCUUGCAGGCCUUUGCUGCACUGGUGCUGCUGCUGGCGCGUCUAGUAUCAGCAUCAGCUCAGCGGCAGCCAUCGCCAGCGUCACCGCCACUGCCACCGGGGGUCGCGCGGCCGGGGUGCCGCGACAGGUGCGGCAACAUUACCGUCCCCUACCCAUUCGGCAUCGGCGCCGGGUGCUACCGCGACGACGGCACCGCCGGAGGCUUCCAGCUCCUCUGCGACGACGCCCGCUCCCCGCCCCGCCUCACCACCGACCGCUACCAGCUCGCCAGCCUGUCCUUGGCCGCCGGCGAGGCCCGCAUCUACCUCAACGCGACGCGCAAGUGCUACAACACCACCACGGGGGAAUUCGUCGGCCGGAACGACGACGCGAGCAUGGCCCUCGGCGAGGCCAGCCCCUACCGCGUCUCCCCGACCAAGACCCGCCUCGUCGCCACCGGCUGCCCCACCAUCGGCUACUUCGUCGACGGCGACGGAUACUUCGUCAGCGGCUGCACGUCCGUGUGCCGGCCGGCGCAGUACGCCAUCGCGGGGCAGGGAUCGUGCACCGGCGUCGGGUGCUGCCAGAGCGCCAUACCGCCCGGCCUCUACUACUACGAGCCCAACACGCUCAGCUUGCAGGGGGGGCAGCUGGACCCCAUCUUCGACAGAAAUGUCACCACGUGCCAGUACGUGUUCCUGGCGGACGCCGACUGGUUCAGCUACAGCGACCGCGUGUUCUUCAACCGGACCGACGACUUCGCCGCGCCCGUCGUGUUCGACUGGGCCGUCCGGAACGUCGGCAACUGCAGCGCCGCCCAGCGGAACAUGGCGGACUAUGCGUGCCGGAGCGGGAACAGCGAGUGCGUCCCCUCCACCAACGGCGCCGGCUACCGGUGCAUCUGCAAGCAGGGCUACGAGGGGAACCCCUACCUCGACGGCGGAUGCAGAGACAUCGAUGAGUGCCGUCGCAAAGACAAGUAUCCCUGCUACGGAGACUGCACAAAUCUGCCGGGAAACUACACUUGCAAAUGCCGUCCGGGAACCGAUGGGGAUGCCUACAAGCAGAACGGUUGCCGGCCCAAGGACAAGUUCACACUAGCUCUCAAAGUGGUUACAGGGUUCGGCGUUGGGGUGGUCUUGUUACUGUUGUGCGUGUGUCUCAACCUGGGGCUCGAGAAGAGGAAGCUCAUCAGAACGAAGCAGAGGUUCUUCGAGCAGAACGGGGGCGUCAUCCUGCAGCAGCAGAUGCGCUCCUACACCAGCGCCGGCGCUGGAGCGGGUGGGUUCAAGAUAUUCUCCGAGGAUGAGCUAGAGAAUGCGACCAACAGCUUCGCCGCCGACCGUGUCCUCGGCCACGGCGGGCACGGCAUCGUCUACAAGGGUGUGCUCGAGGACAAGACGGUGGUGGCCAUCAAGAGGUCCAAGAUGAUGGAGGAGGCCCAGACCAAGGAGUUCGCGAGGGAGAUGCUCAUCCUCUCCCAGAUCAACCACAGGAACGUCGUCAAGCUGCUUGGCUGCUGCCUUGAAGUAGAAGUGCCCAUGCUGGUCUACGAGUUCGUCUCCAACGGCACUCUCUACCACUACAUCCACGAUAAGGAUCUCAAGGCUGAUAUAACCCUUGACACCCGUCUCCGGAUCGCGGCGGAGUCCGCGGAGGCGCUCGCGUACAUGCACUCGUCUGCCUCGCCGCCGAUCCUCCAUGGAGACGUCAAGACGGCCAACAUUCUGCUCGACGACAAGCUCACCGCAAAAGUUUCGGAUUUCGGGGCGUCGAAAUUGGCGCCCGCUGAUGAGGCCGAGAUUGCGACAUUGGUGCAGGGGACUUGUGGGUACCUUGACCCUGAGUACCUUAUGACAUGCCAGCUAACCGAUAAGAGCGACGUGUAUAGCUUUGGUGUCGUCCUGCUGGAGCUUCUGACCAGAAAGAAGGCACUCUACUUCGACGGGCCAGAGGAAGACAGGAGCCUAGUGUCAUGCUUCAUGACGGCAAUGAAGGCUGGCCGGCAUGAAGAGCUUCUUGACAGCCAAGUGAGGAACGAGAUGAGAGCCGAGGUGCUUGAAGAAAUUGCUCACCUCCUGAUGCGAUGCCUGAGUAUGAGUGGAGAGGAACGGCCAACGAUGAAGGAGGCGGCUGAGAGGCUGGAGAGGCUGAGGAGAUACCAGCAGCACCCGUGGGCUCAGGCUGAUGGCAAUCUGGAAGAGAGGCAGACCUUGCUUCCCAUGGAACAACGGGAUCUUCCUUCCAUGUUCAGACAGCAAGAUGUCCUGGAUCUUGAAGAGGGCAGCACAUAUAAUACUUACAGCUUGUAG